Messenger RNA from Babjeviella inositovora NRRL Y-12698, 228 nucleotides. RefSeq lists its product as uncharacterized. The transcript has a single exon. NCBI's taxonomy places the organism in Eukaryota, Fungi, Ascomycota, Pichiomycetes, Serinales. The annotation marks the transcript as partial. The record is from RefSeq and is a predicted model, not a curated record.
UUGUCUGCCUCCAACUUGCAAACCCUCAUGAAGAGUACUACUCAGCUCCAGAUGCUUACCCAGGGUUCCGUUCCUACUUGGUCUAUUGGCAAGAAGUACAGCAGUGCUGACUUUGGUAAGAUGUUGGUCACGUACGGUGAAGCUUGUACCCUGGGUAAGGUUUCAUCCACCAAUGUUGCUGCUAUCAACGGUGUCUUGCAAGAGAUUGACUCUGCCAAGAUCUUUUAA